Salvia miltiorrhiza (redroot sage) is the source of this 1621-nucleotide messenger RNA. RefSeq names its product wax ester synthase/diacylglycerol acyltransferase 4-like. Gene Ontology annotation, molecular function: long-chain-alcohol O-fatty-acyltransferase activity; diacylglycerol O-acyltransferase activity. Gene Ontology annotation, biological process: triglyceride biosynthetic process. NCBI's taxonomy places the organism in Eukaryota, Viridiplantae, Streptophyta, Magnoliopsida, Lamiales, Lamiaceae. The record is from RefSeq and is a predicted model, not a curated record. Gene Ontology annotation, cellular component: plasma membrane. Bases 195 to 1589 code for a protein of 464 amino acids. The transcript has 5 exons.
CAUUUUAUACAAACGUGUGUACAAUCGCUUAUAACAACUACACUAAUUUAAUAUAGAAUUUUCCCAUAUAAAAUUCAUUGCAAUAAAUAAACUACAUAUUAAAUACUAAUUAAUUAUUUAGUGUGUGUGUGUGUGUGUGUGUGUGUUUGUAUAAGUAUAUAUAUGAGGCAAAGAAGGAAGAAGAGUUGUAGAUUAUGGAGGGUGAAAAAGAAGUGUUGGAGCCUAUGAGCCCAAGUGCUCAAUACUUGAAGAGCUCUGCAUUAUCACUCACAAUCUUGGGAGUUUUGGAAAUGGAAGAAGACAUUGAUGAUUCCAAGACUAUGUCUCUCCUCAAAGAUCUCUUCUUGCCUAUAAACCCUCGUUUCACCUCGAUUAUGGUUACCGAUAAGAAAGGGGCGAGGAAAUGGAAAAAAGUAGAGGUGAAUCUCGAAGACCACGUCAACGUCCCGACAUUUCCUAGUGGCAUGUCGGUGGACUACUACGACGAAUGUUUCAACGACUAUCUGUCAAAAUUAGCGACGGAACAAUUCCCACAAGACCGGCCGUUGUGGGAGAUUCACAUACUCAAAUACCCUACCAAGAAUGCGGCCGGCAAUAUCAUAUUCAAGCUCCAUCACUCGCUAGGAGACGGCUACUCCUUGAUGGGAGCCCUCCUGUCGUGCCUCCAACGCGUCGACGAUCCGUCACUACCUCUGACAUUCCCGUCGCUGCAGUCGAGCACGGGCUCUGGAGCCCGUCGCAGUUCCUUUCUGCGACGGAUUCCUAGGGUUUUUACCGGCCUCGUUCACACGGCUUACGACUUCGGAUGGAGCCUCCUCAAGAGCACCUCGAUGAAGGACGACAAAUCGCCGAUCAGAUCGGGUGUCGACGGGGUAGAAUUCCGGCCGAUCGCGACGACCACGACGUCGUUUUCCAUCGAUCAGCUCAAGCAAAUCAAGAGCAAGCUCAACGUGACUAUUAAUGAUGUCAUUACCGGCGUGAUAAUAUUGGGAACUCGACUAUACAUGCAAAAGACUGACGAAGAAUCAUGCAAAUCAAACACAACGGCUCUAGUGUUGCUCAACACUAGGGCUAUUAGAGGUUACAAAUCAGUUGAUGAGAUGAUCAAACCUAAUUCAGACACACCAUGGGGCAACCAGUUUGCAUUCUUGCAAGUUCCUUUACCUAAAUUGACUCAAUCAAAGCUUCUAGACCCACUUGAUUUUGUCAAGAAAGCUCAUCGUAUGAUCAAGAGACAUAAGAACUCCGCCGCCGUUUACCUUACCGGCAAAUUCCUUAGUUUUAUUAGAAUGGUCAAAGGCCACGAGGCAACAGCUCGACAUAUUCAUGCAACAUUAAAAAACACAAGCUUGGCAAUGUCAAAUUUGGUUGGGCCUAUUGAACCAAUGGCAUUGGACAAUCAGCCUUGUAAAGGACUCUACUUCGCGGUUGCGGGCCCACCCCAGAGCCUAUCUGUAACAAUGAUAAGCUAUGUGGGAAAGCUGAGGAUUGCAGUGACAUCGGAGAAAGGAUUCAUUGAUCAAAAUAAAAUGAAAUCGUGUAUUGAAUAUGCGUUUGAGGUCAUCUACAAAGCUGCCAUUGAAGUUUAGGUUUUAUUGGGUGCCAUUUUUUGAGCACAACA